AUGAACCGUACUAUCUUAACUCGUAAAAGCGCAUUCUUGCUUCCAAUUAGACCCAGACCAUCACCUCUUCCUACCAACCUCUCAAGACCAAACAUCGCCCUCACUGCAUCAGGAUCAGGAUCAGGAUCAAACCCAGGAUUGACAGUUGGUCAAGCUCUAUUCCCUCAUUUGAAAGGAGUUAGAUUCUACGCUACAGAUAAAAAUGGGGGAAAGGAGAAGAAACAGGGAGAGGUGAAACAUCAUAAUCGAGAAGAUCAAAACACCACUUCUGGUGCUGCUGAAGAGCUCAAAGGAAUGACCAGGGAUUUCGCAAAAAUCAUCUCUGGAUCAACACCUGAAGCUGCUGCUGCAGGCGCCAGAGAAGUAUCUGCUGCAGGAGCCCAUGUGGGAGGCAUCACAGAAGACUUUAUGUCAGUGACUAAAGGAAUGUUCACUUCUGUACCUAAACCUGUUUUAUAUACUGGUCUCGCCGGUACUAUCCCAUAUCUUGGUACAUCCCUUUCUAUUGUUGCUCUUGCCAGAGAAGCUUCUUUAGCUGUUGAAUCUGGUGGAGAAUCUCCCGCUGGACUUGAUUUAGCUACUGCCCUUUCUUACUUGCAUACGAUGGAACAUAUUCAGAUCACUUACGGUGCAAUCAUCCUUUCUUUCCUUGGAGCAUUGCAUUGGGGUAUGGAAUUCGCUAAAUUAGGUGGUGAACAAGGUUAUUCAAGAUUGAUACUUGGUAUCGUACCUGUCUUAGCUGCUUGGCCGACGUUAUUGGCUACUCAUGGUGUAGCGUUGGCUGUUCAAUGGUUCGGUUUCACGGGAAUGUGGUUGUUGGAUCAGAGAGCUACAAUAGCAGGAUGGACCACAUCUUGGUACUCCACUUAUCGAUUUUACCUUUCACUUAUUGUCGGAUUCUCUAUCAUCGGCACUUUGGUUGGAACAUCAAUGUACGGCGCGGGAGCUGGAGCGAUAACAGAUAUCCAUUCACCCCAUUUACAACAUACCACUGAAAGAACUUCUGCUCUGAAAAGACUUGACAGGGUAAAAGAAAGGAAUUAUCCGAAAUCAUCAGAUGCAAAAGUGAAUAAAGUGCAAGGUAAAGUAGCUGGACCUAUUCAAGUAGAAGAAGAAUCGUCAGGUGAAGGAUUCCUGAAAUUGAGAAAUAUCCAAAGGGAACAAGAAGAAAAAGAAGAGGAAGAACAAAAACAGAAAGAAGAGGAAGAAGCCAAGAAACAAAAACAAAAGGAACAAGAUGAAAAAGAAUCUAAACAAAAGAACGAUUCUCCAGAUGGAAUGAAAGAAGGUCAAAAGAACAGAGCUGCGGGUGAAAGUGAAAAAGAUCAAGGUAAGAAGAAGGCAAAAGAGCAAGGUGCAGAUAAGCAACAAUCUGGUGAAAAGGAACAAGACAAAGAAGGUGAUGAUGAUAAGAACGAUGAAGGUGAAGGUGAAGAUAAAGUGGACAAGAAGGACGAGGGCAAAGAAAACAAGAAAGAUGAAGGAAAAGAGAAGAAGAAAGAUGAAGGAAAAGAGAAGAAGAAAGAUGAAGGAAAGGACAAAGACCAAGGUAAAGAGCAGAAAGACAAAGGCAAAGAAGACGACGCCGAAAAGAAAGACAAUGGUAAUGAUAAGAAAGACAAUCAAGGAGGGGAUAACAAAGAUGGUAAACAGCAGAAAGCAGCAGAAGAAAAGGGAGCCGCCGGAGACAAGAACACCGGUAUGAAAUAG
Molecule: messenger RNA, 1710 nt
Organism: Kwoniella shivajii
Lineage: Eukaryota; Fungi; Basidiomycota; Tremellomycetes; Tremellales; Cryptococcaceae
Exons: 6
Coding region: 1-1710 (569 amino acids)
Source: RefSeq, a predicted model, not a curated record